This is a messenger RNA of Talaromyces rugulosus, 3027 nucleotides long. RefSeq lists its product as uncharacterized. NCBI's taxonomy places the organism in Eukaryota, Fungi, Ascomycota, Eurotiomycetes, Eurotiales, Trichocomaceae. Bases 1 to 3027 code for a protein of 1008 amino acids. The record is from RefSeq and is a predicted model, not a curated record. The transcript is spliced from 7 exons.
AUGCCGCGCCGGAGGACGGCAGCUGAGGUCUUAGACGGUGCCGGAGAUGACGACGGCCGGUUUGAGAUCAAUGGGAACCGCAUCUUUCGUUCCCUCGCUUGCGACAAGCCUUACAAGGACAUGCUGGAGUUAUGGGCCGAGUAUCAAAAUCGAAAUCCGGGCGCGAGCAUCCAUGACCUGGCCACGGCAAAACGGUUCAUGAAACAGGUCGCUGAGACCAGUCGAGGCAAUCUCAAAGAAUCGCCGAUGAUUGUGAAUCCCGCGGGAGAGCGGGUGCGGGCCCCGACGUUGGCCUACAUCCAGCUCCGAUGGCAGCAGUUCAUCGCGAUGUGGCCGCGGCAGAAGGGCAACGAGAAGCUGGCCGGCGACUUGACAGAGUCGGUAUACCACUAUAUCAGGGACGUGCUCCGGAGGGAGAUCCCUCUCUCCCUGGCAACCAGACCGAUCUACUGGUUCACACUGGAACGAUUCAUCGUCCUACAAGAGCAUACGUGGCGCAGGGAAUGGUCGCUCAGCCGCCAUACCAGAACCCUGGUCAAUGACCAUGCGGGCGACCUUCUCGCGUGCUACACCUCCGGCCGCGUUGGUGAGCACCAUGAAUCCUCUGCCCGGCGCGGCAGCGGGCGUGGCCUGCUGUAUCGGGACAUCGUCUUUCAUGUGAUUCGAAAUGCGAAAGGGAACGCGGAGUUGAUCGUUUGUCCCACGAGAGACCCGAAGGGAGCGACCUUGUGUCCUAGCGACAGACCCGAGGGAAACCUCUACGAGGACAUGCAGCCACUGUACGCGAACCCAGUGCUGCCUUUCUUAUCCCAGGCACUUGCAGAUGGGUCCUUUGUUCGCUACAAGUCCUGGAGCGAGAUCAAAGAGAUCCCCGUGCCCUUGAAGGGGUUCCCGAUAGAGCUAGAAAUCCAUCCGGAGAAAUUGGAUUGUCCGGUUCUGCAGGAGGUCGACGGGGACGGGCCGCAGGGGAAGAUUCGGACAGCAGGCAGCUAUGCCAAGCGGCUGGCCAUGCGAGGGCGUCAUGCCGGAUUUGACGGGAACAUCAAGGUCCACGAUAUGCGACGGGAGGCGCUUGUCAAGGCUGACGAGAACGGCUAUUCGAUUGACGCACGGAUGCAGUUCGCGGGACAGCGGGACCCGAAGAUCUUUAACAAAUCAUACAACCACAAAAACCGAGUAAGUGGCGUCGACAGCUACUGGGGCCGGCCGCGGAGGGAAGACCACCUGCAGGAGAUACGGGCGAGCAACCUGAAGUACAAGCCGCAGCUACUACAUUGGCUGCCGGCCAAGCAACGGUACGACCUCGAACACGGACCGGAGUUCGUGAGUAUUGCCCAGGAACUCGCGGAUCUGCAGCAUGAGAAACAGCAGGAGGGCUUGACUGGCCAGGAGGUCUGCAACUUGACCGCACGACAAGGCCGGCUCUACGAAGAGAAACGUCAAUUGAUCCAAAUGGCGCUUAAGGCGUGGCAAGAGGAUCCACAAAGCAUGCCGCCGGGAAAUAAGACCGGCGUGAUGGAUCCGCAGACCAUAUUCUUUGAGAGAACCCGGCGACUCGAUCCGGUGCGGGACCGGCUUGCGGAAAACCUCUUUCUGGAUGUUCCUCUUCGCAGCGAGACCGGUGAUAUGGUGAUCGAGGACAUGAUUCGGCUCUGCAAGGGGGCACCGGAGGUUGCUUACCGUCCAAGUUGCAGGCCCACGGACAAGGGACAAUGCCUUGUAGAGGAUUGCGGGGAGAAUAUGGAGAGGCUUCGCCCCGACCAAAGGUGGCCUCACGUGUACAAAUGCUACCGGGAGGAUCUCAUACGCCAGCAUGGAUUUGCUCAGCUAUGUUAUAUCUGCGAUGAAUGGAUCUUGGGAAGACCUCCGUGGAUCGAGCACUGCACGGGCCAUCUCGAACAACCCGAAACCCUCCCCAUUCGCUGCGAACCGGUCAAUUUUCGCCUGACGGUGGCUUGGCCAGGUUACUGUAUCACGUGUAUAUUCAGCCAGAAGAAUGCGGACGAACGUUUGCGCUCCUGGGAGUACCCAAACCGGUGGAAGGAGCACGUCGACCGAUGUCUCCGGGAAUAUUGGGCGGCAAGCCUCUCGAGCCGAAAAGCAGUCUCAUGCUGUGAUCCGCGCUGUCAAGGCGACUAUGCGACAGAUUACGACCUGCGUUUUCACAUGAUUGACUGGCACGGUUAUCCACUCUCCAGAUCAGCACCAAAAGGUGUGUCAGACCCAGCAAAGGGGGACGUGGAACCGUUCACCUUCGUUUAUGAACGGCCGAAUCCUUCUUCGGGAAACGUCCCUCCCGUGGAUAUCAAACUAGACUGCUACCAGAAAGCACCUACUUCCUCAGAUCUGACUGCACCCGGAUGUGGCGAUCUAAUUGAAUUAGACACUCAGGCGGGGGUCUCGCCUCCCCCCCACCGAUCUUCUCCGGGUAUGGAGGCUCUGAUCGACCCGUGGCUCCUGAAUGAAGCGGCUGGGAGCGCCGCCUCGCUCGAAGUGACAAAAGAAGCGGACGUGAAGAUGAGGGCGCGACGCGACGCAGACGGCCGGCUUCGACCUCUACGGGGGGCUCCGUCCAGUGUGAUUGAGCUUGAUUGUCAGGGCCUGGUACACCACCGUAGCAGGUCCCGCAGCCCCGCUUCGAACAACAGUGACGGGCGAGCACAGAGUCGCUGCUUCAGCUGUCCAACGCAUGGCGGAGACGCCCAAGGGCCUGUGGUCCGUAAAAGAAAACGGUCUCCACACCCCGAUACCACACAGAAGUGUCGGAGAGUCUCAGAAAGGGCGAAGCCUUCACGGCGCGAGCAGUCUUCCUCGUCCCAGCACGUUGCCCACAAGGGGCCACCACCUGAACUCAUCGACGGCCAAGAAGAGUAUCUGGUCGACCGUAUCCUCGAUGAACGUAUAGUACCGAGAGGCCGUGGGUUUUCAAAGCAGUACCUGGUAAAGUGGAGAGGAUACCAACAGCCGACAUGGACUGUCGCUCGUCUCCUCGACGAUACAAAAGCUCUUGAUCAAUGGCUAGCCUGA